AUGGACGGGAUGUCUAUGCCAUCAUCUAUAGAGUCUUCGGUCUCAUCCACGGUACAAUCAACGUUUGCUUCUGCAAUGCCGACCUCCACGACAAGCGCAGGAGGCGCGGAUAACAUGGGUAGCAGCAUGGGGGGCAUGGGAGAUAGGGAAUCGCAAACGGGGGAAUGUAAGAUCUCUAUGCUUUGGAAUUGGGAAACGAUCGACGCCUGCUUUCUCUCGGAAUCCUGGCAAGUCAAGUCCCGCGGCGGAUUUGCAGGCCUAUGCAUUGGAGUCGUGCUGCUCGUGAUCUUGCUCGAGUUUCUACGCCGCGCCUCUAAGAUCUACGACCAGCACUUGAUCCAUCAGCACGUAAAAGCGACCAGCGCCCUCGCCGCGACGACCGUGAACAACUCCUCGGAUACGGCUAACGGGGCUCUCAUGGCAAAAGAAGGCACUACGGCGCUCGUCCGUGCCACACCGUUUAGGCCUAAGCUCUGGCAACAGGCCAUCCGUGCUUCGCUGCAUACGAUUCAUUUUGCUCUAGCUUAUUGGAUCAUGCUGCUUGCUAUGUACUACAACGGAUACGUAAUCAUCUGCAUCAUCCUCGGCGCUUUCAUAGGGUUCUUCAUAAUGCAAUGGGAACAUAUAGACCCUCGGGGUGGCAGUGUGGCCAGCCUUGAUGGUGGUAAAGGCGUUACUGGUUGUCAUGGUUAAGCCCUAUGGAAUCCAUACGAACGAGAUCGGUGUAAUACUGAAGGACUGAGUUAGGGUGGGAAAUAUUCUGACCAACUAUUAGUUGAGCUAUCAGAAUAGCAGAAGCCGGACUUCCGGAAUAGAUAACAAUGCG
Daldinia loculata is the source of this 826-nucleotide messenger RNA. Its product is annotated as Ctr-domain-containing protein. Gene Ontology annotation, molecular function: copper ion transmembrane transporter activity. Gene Ontology annotation, cellular component: membrane. Gene Ontology annotation, biological process: copper ion transmembrane transport. The record is from RefSeq and is a predicted model, not a curated record. The coding region runs from base 1 to 693 and encodes 230 amino acids. NCBI's taxonomy places the organism in Eukaryota, Fungi, Ascomycota, Sordariomycetes, Xylariales, Hypoxylaceae. The transcript is spliced from 3 exons.